AUGGCACGGUCUGAAAUUGACUUGCGCGAAGGAAAACGCAUUUUCACCAAGCGAUGCCCACAUAUGGGCUCUUGCACAGGAACAAAAUGCGCUCUAAUAAACGAGUCCACCUUAACCGAAACUGCGACAAGGAAAUCAAUAUCCAGGCAGAACGGGGUGCUUGGAAUCAUGUGGUGGGUUAGGCUGCGACUGUUUCUAUCCAAGUUCUGGAUAUUUAUUUUAUCGCGUUUAUGCCAUCCCACAAAAUUCCGAAAUAUACGAAGUGUUUCGCUGUGCGCAAUGGAAUGA
Messenger RNA from Cylicostephanus goldi, 288 nucleotides. The record is from the annotation of a GenBank genome assembly. Lineage: Eukaryota; Metazoa; Nematoda; Chromadorea; Rhabditida; Strongylidae.